Molecule: messenger RNA, 3180 nt
Organism: Letharia columbiana
Lineage: Eukaryota; Fungi; Ascomycota; Lecanoromycetes; Lecanorales; Parmeliaceae
Exons: 4
Coding region: 1-3180 (1059 amino acids)
Molecular function (GO): protein binding; ADP binding
Source: RefSeq, a predicted model, not a curated record
AUGUCGGGUGCGGAGGCAAUUAUUGCUUUCGGUAUCGCUACUAAUGUCAUCCAAUUCAUUGACUUCACGGCGAAGCUAUGUGGCCGAAUACGGGAAUAUGCAUCAGGCUCCGGCUUGCCGAAAAAGCUCGCCACCCAAGCCGACCGUCUUUCAGACCUUCUGAUUAUCCUUGAAUCGCUGAACAAGGCCUCCAAUCAAGCAGUCUUGAGCGGCCAGACCCUGGCACGAUGUCAGACUCAAGCGCAGGACUUGUCCGGUAUUUUGGAUGAUCUGAAGAGCGAUGGCCAAAGGCAGAUUUGGGCAAAGAAUGCAAGAAGAGCAUUCAAGUCGCUCAAUCGUUCUGAUCAGAUUGAAGAGCUACAAGGUUUUUUAGAUAGCCUUGUCGGAGUUUUGAGCCUUCAAUUGCAGGCUGAUACGAGAUCCGCAUCAAGUCAAGUACAAACAAAUACCGUGUUGAUCCUUGAACGGCAGCUUGAGCAGAUGUCGCUGCUGAGCGAUCUGAGGCACAUGGCAGGCUUGAAGGAUCAGAUUAACGACAAUGCCAGCUUUCUAGACAAGGUCCUAUGGAUGGUAUCUAUAGGACGGAAUCCUACCUUCGUCGGACGCACUGCGGUGAUGUCGGCCUUGGAGUUCAGGCUUGCAGCCAAACCAGAUGCUGUGCCAACGGCGGUCUUGUGUGGACUAGGUGGUGUUGGGAAAUCCCAGAUUGCCCUGGAAUACGCAUACCGAGAGAGGGAACGGUCUGCGAACACAUCAGUAUUCUGGAUUCAUGCUGGUAAUGCAGCGAGGUUCGUCGAAUCUUACAAGCGCAUCGCUUCCGAAUGCCAGAUACCGGGCAGAGAUGAUCCAAAUGCAGACGUACUCCAGCUUGUCCGCGACUGGCUGGAGGCCAAGUAUGAGUGUCCAUGGCUAAUGAUUGUUGACAAUGUCGAUGACCGCCACAUGUUCUUUGAAACUUUUAGCUACGUUGGCAAAGCUUUGAGGGAGUAUAUCCCCCAAAGUUCCAAAGGUUCAGUACUCUACACGACAAGGAAUAGAGACAUCGGCAUGGACCUCGCUCUUGAUCGAGUUCCGAUUACCGUGCCUUCCAUGGAUGCGCAUGAGGCCCAAGCGUUGCUUGGUCAGAACAUCAUAGCUGAGAGUACAGAAACCGAGCAGCUUGAACUCCUCGGAGAGUUGGUCUAUCUGCCACUGGCGAUUUCUCAAGCCGCAGCUUUCAUGGCGAAAAGACGCAAAAGCGUCGCCGAAUAUAUCAAGCUAUAUCGUGGCAGUGAAUCAACUAGAAUUAGGCUUCUUGGUCAACGAUUCAAUCAUCAUGGUAGAGAAGCAAGACCGUUAGAGUCAGUCGUGACUACGUGGUGGAUAUCGUUUAACUACAUCAAGACGGAAAACCCGCGAGGUGCGGAGAUAUUGUCGAUGAUGAGCUUUAUGGAUCCGCGAGGGAUCCCAUUCUCCUUGUUGAUAGCAGACGGAGAAGAUGAGUUUGAUUUCGAAGAAGCGAUGGGUCUAUUGGAAGCAUUUUCGCUCGUCACUUUGGACACGCACCGCUACGCAUGCAACGUCCACGGUCUAGUCACGGUGGCCGUCCAGGGUUGGCUCCGCGAGUACGAAAAUAAAUGCGAAACGAUCGCAGCACAAGCGUUGAAGACGGUAUCCGACAGGUUUCCAGAUGGCUUCUUUGAGAGUUGGCCGACCUGCAGAGUCUACUUUCCGCAUGCGGAAGAGGUCCUUCGCUCCAGUGCUGUUGUAAUUCAAACCGCGUCACUACACGCUAAAGCAUCUCUGUUACGCAAUAUGUCAACCUUCCUCAGGAUGCAAGGCAGGUACGAGGCCUCAGAAUUGAGAGCUGUGGAGUCGAUGCAGGUUUUCGAGCGUUUGUAUGGCUCUGAGCAUCCAGAUACGCUGUCCGCCAUGGAAAGCUACGCACAUACUGUCCACAAACGUGGCAGAGGCAGAUCUUUGAAGUCAAGGGAGAAAGUGCUUGGAAUUGGUCAUCGAGCCACACUUGAGAGCUUGAAUGCUUUGGGGUCUGACCUACAAACCCUUGGUCAGUACAGAGAAGCCGAGGAGAUCCAUCGUCGAGAACUCGUUGAAAAGCAAAAACUACUCGAUGGGCGGCCAGGAGAUAUCGGGAUCAAGGCGGACGUCUUCAUUGCAAUGAACAAUGUCGCUCGUGUGCUUUCUCACCAACGCAGAUUCAAGGGAGCUGAACAGCUACAUCGGGAAGCAUUGUAUAAGGGUGAGCUUGUUUUAAGACGUCUUCACCCAGAUGUGUUCAUCACACGUGGGGAGCUAGCAGGUACGGUUAGAGAUCAGGACAGACUGGAUGAAGCUGAGCAGAUGUACAACGCUUUGCUAAAGGAUCGAUUAGAAUCGCUUGGUGAUCGCCAUCCUGACACGCUUAUCACUCUGAACAAUUUAGCAAUAGUCUCUGCCCGCCAAGGCAAGCAUCAGAAAGCAGAAAGUAUCUAUAGGGAAGCCCUGCUUAUUGAGCAGGAUAUUCUCGGCGUCACUCACCCUUCCACAAUCAACGUCAUGCACAAUCUAGCAUGUUCCGCUUGCGACAGGAAAGACUAUGCACAGGCGGUAACCGAGUUCAAGGCCGUCUUGGAGCUGCAGAAGAGAGUCAUUGGGCCUACUCAUCCACACACUAUGCACACUCGGCGCAAUCUUGCGAUCGCACUGAGGAAGUCUGGAGAUCUUGAACAGGGAGACAAGCUGGACACUGAGACCUUGAACAUAUCCGAUUCCUUGCAUGAAGAUAAAGAAUCAGAACAGUUACAGACACUCGAAAACCUCGCCAAGAGCCUUACAGAUCAAGAAAGGUAUGAGGACGCUGAGGCAAUUCGCCGUCAGGAGUUGGAGCUUCGACUGGCUUCCGGCGAAGAUGAGAAAGAAAUUCAAGACAAUCUUGACGCUCUUGCUUUUCUUCUUGGCCAGCAGGGAAAGCAUGAUGAAACCGAACGUAUCUUUAAGCAGAUAUUGGACUACAGGACCGUGCACUACGGACCUGAGCACGGAGAGACUUUGCAGACUCUGUGGAACCUGGCGCUGGUCUACCGCGAGCAAGAAGACUUUUUGAACGCUGAAGCGAAGUAUGUGCAACUGGUGGGCAUCCAGUCCAAGAUCCUUGGUGUGGAUCAUCCGAAGACUCUUGACAGCCUCACGCAGCUUGCAUGA